Metschnikowia bicuspidata var. bicuspidata NRRL YB-4993 is the source of this 2039-nucleotide messenger RNA. RefSeq names its product polo kinase (gene CDC5). Bases 1 to 2004 code for a protein of 667 amino acids. Gene Ontology annotation, molecular function: protein kinase activity; protein binding; ATP binding. Gene Ontology annotation, biological process: mitotic cell cycle; protein phosphorylation; regulation of protein localization to mitotic spindle pole body. The transcript has 2 exons. Lineage: Eukaryota; Fungi; Ascomycota; Pichiomycetes; Serinales; Metschnikowiaceae. Gene Ontology annotation, cellular component: nucleus; spindle pole; spindle pole body. The record is from RefSeq and is a predicted model, not a curated record.
AUGAACUUCCGCUCAACUCAGCCUUUACAACCGCUCAAGAACGGGCAGCUCAACAGAGUCAACAAUGUUACUCCAAGCAAGUCUACCAGGAGGAAAGAAUCACAAUUCGACUACUAUCAUGCACCACCCAAUUUGUACCAUGAUAAAAAAGCCAAGAAGAAAAAAGAGAAGCUUUCUGCUCUCUGCAAAACGCCUCCAUCAAUUGUCAGGACAAGAAACGGUAUUGACUACCGCAGAGGGGUCUUCUUGGGCGAAGGAGGGUUUGCAAGAUGUUUCCAAAUGAAAGAUGCACUGGGCCGAAUCUAUGCCGCUAAGACAGUUGCAAAAGCACUGAUCAAGAAUGAAAAGACAAAAACCAAGCUUUUGCUGGAGAUCAAGAUUCAUAAGUCUCUCAAGCACCCUAAUAUAGUCAACUUCGUGGAUUGCUUUGAAGACGACGUCAAUGUCUACAUUCUAUUGGAGAUUUGCCCUCAUCAAUCACUUAUGGAACUCUUGAAGACUAGAAAGCGUGUUUCAGAACCCGAGGUCCGCUUUUUCAUGGUGCAAAUUGUCGGUGCAAUUAAGUACUUGCAUUCUCGGAGAGUCAUCCACAGGGAUUUAAAGCUCGGAAACAUUUUUUUCGACCCCGAAAUGAACUUGAAGAUAGGAGACUUUGGUUUGGCUUCCGUGUUGCCUUCCACAGACUCAAGAAAGUACACCAUUUGUGGAACGCCCAACUAUAUCGCGCCAGAGGUUUUGGGUGGGAAACAAACUGGCCACUCAUUCGAAGUUGAUAUCUGGGCCAUUGGUAUCAUGAUGUAUGCGUUGUUGGUUGGCAAGCCACCAUUUCAGGCCAAAGACGUAAACGUUAUCUACGAAAGAAUCAAGAGGACGGAAUACCUGUUUCCCGCUGAUAAGCCUAUAUCGGAAAAUGCCAAGACUCUUAUCAAAGAUUUGUUGAGCUUGAACCCACUCAACCGGCCCACGAUUAAUGAGAUUUUGGACUACCCAUGGUUUAAAGGUUCUUUCCCUUCGAAGACUGUCGAAGAAGCUUUGACAGCAACCCCUCAUCAGAUGGACGAGAUUUCUCGUGCUCAAAGCUCGCUUAAUUUUGCCAACGCAAAGACCCAGGCUGGCAUUUACACCCCUAAACUGAAAAACCCCGUGGAAAUCUUGAAGACGGACUUGCAUUCCAGCCAGCCCCGAGCCGUGUUGCCUGAAUCGUUGUCACCAGGUGACACCAGAUCUAAGUACCAAGAAAUUGCGGUGCCAACUUCCAUAGUUGGCAAGGGCGGAAAGUCCCUUAGAAAGCUUAACUUCCACUCAAAGUUCAACAAGGUGAUCAUUAAGCUAGAACAAUCACUCCUUGAAACAGUUCAUAACAUGAGAAGACUCCGAGCACUCACAAGCUCUGGAGAAGUUUUGGAAUUUGAUGUGAAAGAGCUCCCCACUUGUGAAAAUCCAACUCUCAUCUCUAAGUGGGUUGAUUAUUCAAGCAAAUACGGGUUUUCAUAUCAGUUGAACAACGAUGAUAUUGGUGUUUUGUUCAACGACAACAACACAAUCUUAAAGCUUCACAACAACGACAGAUUCUUGGAGUUGAUCCAUCACGAAAACGAAGGGUGGUCAUGCAUCGAAAACUCAGUCAGUCACCCACCCUCUCAGGCGAGAAGACAACUUGAGAUUGUUGAUUUCUUCGCAAAGUACAUGAACAGCAACUUGUCCAAGGUGAGUGACAACGAGGAACGCAAGGAGACGGUGUUCUUGCAUAGAUACACUAGAAACAGUGAUUACAUCAUGUUUGAAAUGACGAACGGAGCGUUUCAGUUCAACUUCAAAGAUCAUCACAAAUUCUGCAUUUCUAAGAAUGGCUUGGCCAUUACCCAUGUCUCGCCCAACAAGGUGAUCCAAACGCAUCCUUUGAUCUUGGUUCUUGAGCGCGGGAACUUCUUAGAUACCGAAGUUCCCGACUGCUUGGGUAAGAUUACCAUCAUCGAAGCCGCCAUCAGAGCGAAAGUAAAAUAAAUUAGCAUAUAGAAAAAAUACACAGCAUACCACAC